This is a messenger RNA of Coniophora puteana RWD-64-598 SS2, 1690 nucleotides long. RefSeq lists its product as uncharacterized. The record is from RefSeq and is a predicted model, not a curated record. NCBI's taxonomy places the organism in Eukaryota, Fungi, Basidiomycota, Agaricomycetes, Boletales, Coniophoraceae. The transcript has 5 exons. Bases 673 to 1662 code for a protein of 329 amino acids.
CUGGCCUCAUCCUCAUGCGUGUGUGGUGCUAAUCUCGUCAUGGCUAUUAUUGGCGCCACGGGCAUCCUCGAGACUCGAGUACCAGUAAGCUGCUGGUAUGUAAGUGUUAGAACACGCCCGCUCCGCCUCCGUUCUUCUGCCUCUUACCGUGCGGAUGUGCAUGAAGUCUUACUUGUCUUACUCCACUUUGCCACCAUGACUCCAACUACGAGAAAAUCACUUCUCGUCGCCCUCGCGUUAAGCACGUUUCCUCAUGCUUCGUUGGGUCUUGCCGUGCACGGGCCGGAAUCCCCCACUACACCGGGUUCAGAAACGCUGCUAGUCGACUCAUUGGCAGCAACGUGCAACUUCGUUCUCGGGAGUCUCAGGUUUGACCUAUGUCCGCUCGUCCAUGGACCAGCGCGGAUGAUUAAGGAUACUCGAGGAUCGCACAAGAGGUCGUAUGAACUUACUCUCUCAGGUUAGGGAGGAGGCGAACAAGCUAGAGGGCUGGAAUGUCCGGUAGGAACGUGGGUUUGUUUGACAGAAUAUAGUGCUUCUCCCGAGAGUAAUCCAUUACUAUCUGUACCGAUCGCUGGCGAGGGAUACAACGCCCACAUAAAUACCGAAGAAGGGGUUGAGAUAUCGUUACAGCAACGAAGAGAAGGCGAUGAUGAUUCAGUUUUAAUUCGCAUGGGAGGGAAUCGAGAUGACACAUCUACAGAGGCGAUCAUAGAUCUGCAAUGUGGCUCGGGAGAAGAGAAGGUCGAAUUCCUUAGAGCUCGGCACCGACUACACGAGUUCCGUUGGACAAGCCCUCAUGCAUGUGGGCGUGCGAUCAACGGCGCUUCCUCUUCGUCAUUGAUGAUCGACAAGUCCAACGAGAAGCCUAAGGACGGCGGAAAGAAAGACUCAGGAGAAGAGAAGUCGCCUUCAGACGAUAACGAUGACAAGCCCGAGAACGAUCGGAAUGAUGGUGAAAGGCAGAAGCAGCCUUCGGACGAUGAAGAGCCGUCGAAGAAGAAGCCAGCAGACGACAAAGAACCCCCAAAACAGAAGCCGUCUGACGAUGAUAAGAGUCCAAAGGAAGGCGAGGAUGGCAAGAAGCCCUCGGGCGGUGGUGGGGACAAGCCGUCCAAGGAGCCGACAAAGGAGCCGCCGGCCAAGGCGCCUUCGAAGGAACCCCCGAAUGAAAAGCACCCAGACCACAGUCGCCACGCGCCCACACCCACCGCUACCGUACCGGCAUCUCGCCCCUCGAGUCUGCCUUCCAAAGACAAGGACAGCGGGAACCCCAUUCCUCCCCCGAGCAAGGACGAAGAUCUAGAAGACGACCAGAAUCUCAAGUUCCCCGGCACCGGCCCCCAGCGCAGCAUCGCGAUCACCACUCUCACCAUUGCCUCGUUCAGCCUCGUCACCGUCGCCUGUCUCCUGUACGCGCCCCCGCGCCCGUUGCGGCGCUGGGUCCAGCGGCACCUCAAGCGACGUCAGUUCCGAGUGGGCGAGGUGCGUCUCGUCCGGUGGGCGAACGAGGAUGACGACACGUUCGGUAUGGACGAGGACGAGAUGGUCAAUGACCGGCGAGGCGAGGACGAGUACGUGUUUGACGACGAGAGCAUCCCGCUCAAGCCGAGUCCGCGCAAGUAUCGCCACGCGCACUACGGGAGUGCGAGCUGGUCUUGAUUCGUGAUUCGCUCAGGCAUGGGCGUGG